AUGGCGGCGGGUCUUGCGGGCGAGGACGAGACCGCUGCGGCCGAGGCUGCGGGGCGCGGGGGGCCGGGGCCGGGGGCGCCGACGGACCCGGGCGCCGCAGAGCUCGGCGCGCACUCGGACCCCUGCAGCGGCCGUCGGGGCCGCCGGCCUCUUGGCGGGGCUCGCGGGGGCGUUGGACGCGGCCGCCGCGGCGGCGGGAAGUUAGUCGAAGGGACGGAAAAUUGCGGGCCGGGCGGGGCGGGCGCCGGGGCCCCCCUCGCAUCUUCCUCGGGGCCCCGGCGGGGAGGGUCCUGCGGCGGGGCUCACGCUUCUCAAUUUCCGUGUUUUUCCCCUUUUCAGCCGAAACAGCUUCCCGACAAGUGGCAACACGACCUUUUCGACAGCGGCUUCGGCGGGGGCGCCGGCGUGGAGACGGGGGGGAAGCUGCUGGUGUCCAACCUGGACUUCGGAGUGUCCGACGCGGACAUCCAGGAGCUGUUUGCGGAGUUCGGGACUCUGAAGAAGGCCGCCGUGCACUACGACCGCUCUGGCCGCAGCCUGGGAACAGCCGACGUGCACUUUGAGCGGAAGGCAGACGCCCUGAAAGCCAUGAAACAGUACAACGGCGUCCCUUUGGAUGGCCGCCCCAUGAACAUCCAGCUCGUCACCUCACAGAUAGACACGCAGCGCAGGCCGGUACAGAGUGUAAACAGAGGCGGCAUGACUAGAACCCGAGGAUCUGGAGGCUUCGGCGGCGGCACUCGGAGAGGCGCCCGUGGAGGCAGCCGGGGCAGAGGCAGGGGCACCGGCCGGAGUUCAAAGCAGCAGAUCUCUGCGGAGGAGCUGGACGCCCAGCUGGACGCUUACAAUGCGAGGAUGGACACCAGCUAAAGCACCAGCAAGUCCGCGCGUGGAGCUAGGCCUGGACGUCGUCUCGCGCUGCUUCCCGAGGGCGGGCCGGCGGGGCCCUGUGGCCAAUGAUGGAGUUGUUUCUUCUGUUUUAAAAUAGGAUUUAAAACUCAUGUAAAGAUUUCUUUUCCUUUUUUUUUCUUUUUUUUAAAAAAUUCUGAAACAGACCUGUUUUGUACCGAGUUAUUUUUGGGAUAAAUUUUACUGAUUGCUGUUGUGGAGGAGGUGGUGUUUUCACCUUUGCCAUAAUAAACAGAAACGUGUGUAGAA
Myotis lucifugus (little brown bat) is the source of this 1158-nucleotide messenger RNA. RefSeq names its product Aly/REF export factor (gene ALYREF). The record is from RefSeq and is a predicted model, not a curated record. Gene Ontology annotation, cellular component: nucleus. The coding region runs from base 1 to 870 and encodes 289 amino acids. Gene Ontology annotation, molecular function: mRNA binding. Lineage: Eukaryota; Metazoa; Chordata; Mammalia; Chiroptera; Vespertilionidae. The transcript has 5 exons. Gene Ontology annotation, biological process: mRNA export from nucleus.